AUGUCCAACACGACAUCCCCCCCACCGGGGCUCCCGCCCCAAGCCCAAGCGUUCAACCCGCUCAACCAGAGCGCCUUCCUCCUCUACGCGGACGGCACCAACCCAAUCCCUUCCAACACUUACAGCGUCACGGAGAUUUACCUGCAGGCAACCUCGCUGUCCAUCCUGUACGGGUCGCAGAUCGGCGCCUGCUUCAUGAUGCUAGCCGUGGUUCUGGGCAUGACACCCCGCCCACGGUUCCGGCGGCUGCCGACGCUGAUCAGCGUGGCGGCGCUGGCGCUCAACACGGCGCGCAUGGUGCUACUCGCCGUAUUCUUCACCACAUCCUGGGUCGACCUAUACGUCAUCGUGUCGCAGGGCGCCUCGGUCGUGCCGCGCUCUGACUUCAGCCUCAGCGCCGCCGCCACCGUGCUCAGCGUGCCAGUGACUGUGCUCAUCCUCGCUGCGUUGACGGUGCAGGCUUGGUCCAUGCUGCGGUUGUGGUGUCCCAUGUACAAGAUCCCUGCUAGGGUGUUGUCGCUGGUGCUAGUGCUGCUGACGCUCGCGUUCAACAUUACGACCACGGUGAUCCAGGCGCGGGCGAUUCUGUACGCCGACAUCAGCCAGAUCGCCGACUGGGUGCGCCAGGCCUACCUGGGGCUGAUCACGGCCUCCAUCUACUCGUUCUACUUCCUCUUCAACAUCCGCCUCGUCAUGCACAUGUGGGUAAUCUUCGCUGCCCUCGAAUUCAUCCAAUUCGACCGUUUCGAACCCGGCUCCAUCACCCAAACCUCCGUGAUCAUCGUGCUCCCGCUCGGCACCCUCGUCGUCCAACGCCUCGCCAACCCAGCCUGGUUCGGCACCGCCGCCCACACCGACUCCACCUCCUCCUCCGCCGCGGGCGGCGGCGGCGGUUCCGCCUCGGCCAACACCACCGGCACGGGACGCGGCAGCGUGCUCUCGCGCGGCGGCCUGUCGGGCGUCACGGCCACGAGCGUCACUAGUGCUAGUAGGCGGCCGUUGUUGACCAGUGUGAGGAGUAAUAGCCGCAAUGCAAUCUGA
Chaetomium globosum CBS 148.51 is the source of this 1041-nucleotide messenger RNA. RefSeq lists its product as uncharacterized. Gene Ontology annotation, cellular component: G protein-coupled receptor homodimeric complex; membrane. The record is from RefSeq and is a predicted model, not a curated record. NCBI's taxonomy places the organism in Eukaryota, Fungi, Ascomycota, Sordariomycetes, Sordariales, Chaetomiaceae. Gene Ontology annotation, biological process: G protein-coupled receptor signaling pathway. Gene Ontology annotation, molecular function: mating-type factor pheromone receptor activity; pheromone binding. Bases 1 to 1041 code for a protein of 346 amino acids. The transcript is spliced from 2 exons.